AUGGAGAAUGACUGUUGCAAGUUUGUGCAGAAACUUCAUAAAUGUAAAUGGCACGAUGAUUUGAUCCGAGUGCCGCCUCACGAACUUAAUGCUAUGAGUUCACCUUGUCCAUUUGAUGCUUGGGGUAUGGACGUCAUCGGUCCAAUAGAGCCACCCGCUUUUAAUGGUCACAGAUUUAUUUUCGUUGUAAUUGAUUAUUUCACCAAUUGGGUGAAAGCAGCUUCUUACAAGUCGGUAACCAAGAAAGUUGUGGCUAAUUUUGUUCGCAAAAAUCUGAUUGAAGAUUUGGAUCACUUGAUGAGAGAGAUAUGUGAGCAAUUUAAGAUUACUCAUCGAAACUCAAACACUUAUCGUCCUCAAAUGAAUGGAGAUUUAGAGGCCGCCAAUAAUAACAUUAAGAAGAUUUUGAGGAAAAUGAUCGACAAUCAUCGAGGUUGGCAUGAGAUGUUAACAUAUGCUUUGUUAGGGUACCACACGACUGUCAGAACAUCGGUUGGGGCCACUCCUUACUUGCAAGUAUAUGGAACAGAAGAAGUCAUAUAUACUAAAGUUGAAAUACCAUCUUUGAGAAUUAUCCAAGAAGCUGAGUUAAGUAAUGCUGAAUGGGUCAGCAAACGGAUCAAUCAACUAACUUUUAUUGAUGAGAAGAGAAUGGUUGUCAUUUUUCAUGGUCAACUGUAUCGACAGAGAAUGAUUCGAGCUUUCCAUAAGAGAGUUAGAGCCAGAAUUUUUGAAAUCGUUCAGUUGGUACUUAAGAUAAUUUUUCAUCAUCAAGACGAGUACAAAGGAAAAUACGCACCAAAUUGGCAAGGUACUUACAUGGUUCGCAAAGUAUUGUCUGGAGGUGCUUUGGUCCUGUCGAGGAUGGAUGGCACCGCAUGGCCGAAACCAAUCAACUCAGGAUGUUGUCAAAAGAUACUACAUGUGAAGCUUCGGUUUUGCAUUUAUGUUAUUUCCUUGUAA
Solanum pennellii is the source of this 963-nucleotide messenger RNA. RefSeq lists its product as uncharacterized. The coding region runs from base 1 to 963 and encodes 320 amino acids. Gene Ontology annotation, biological process: DNA integration. Lineage: Eukaryota; Viridiplantae; Streptophyta; Magnoliopsida; Solanales; Solanaceae. The record is from RefSeq and is a predicted model, not a curated record. The transcript has 2 exons. Gene Ontology annotation, molecular function: nucleic acid binding.